Messenger RNA from Cladocopium goreaui, 1191 nucleotides. Lineage: Eukaryota; Dinophyceae; Suessiales; Symbiodiniaceae. The record is from the annotation of a GenBank genome assembly.
GGCAAAAAUUGGCAUUGGAAUCUCUUCGAUCUCUUCUUAGUGCUGAAUGCAACGGUGGAGAUCCUCAUUCCUUCCCUGUUCGCGAACAUGUCCUUCUUGCGGAUCUGCAGAGUGUUUCGGCUGAUCCGAGUGGUACGUCUGGUGCGCACGGUGAAAUGGUUGCGGAGCCUUCGGACGAUGCUCUUUGCCAUCAUCAAAUCCAUUUCGUGCCUCCUCUGGGCCUUUGUGAUGAUUCUUCUGGUGAUGUUUGUGUUUAGCAUAAUCUUUGGCAAUGCUGCAGCCUCCUUUUUCGAAACCUUGGACCUGGACAAUCCCGUCGAAGUGGACAAGGCCGUGCGAAUGAAACUUUAUUUCGGCAGCAUGUACGAAUCUUGCGUGAGCCUCUUUUGUGCCAUCUUCGGUGGUAACGAUUGGAUGUACUACGGUGAUGUGAUUCGCGAAUUGGAUGACAGGGAUGUGUACUUCAUGUUCUUUGUUUUCUACAUUGGCUUCUGCUUGGUGGGUUUGCUGAAUGUGGUGACGGGUAUCUUCGUGGAUAGCGCGGUGUGCACACGCACGGAAGAUGAGGUUGUGGAUUCCUACCGGGAAGACCUUCAAAGGACCUCCGAUGAAGUGAAGCGCAUCUUCAACGCAGCUGACAUUCACACCAGUGGCCAUUUGACCUUAGAGGCCUUUGAGAAGUGUUUGAACCAAAACGCCUGGGUGGCAGCGUAUUUCGCUGGUUUGGACAUUGGAGCAGACGAUGCAGGUACCAUUUUCACCUUGAUGGACACCAACAAUAGUGGUGACAUUACCGUGGACGAGUUUGUGAAAGGAACCAUGAAACUCAAGGGCCAUGCCAAGAGUAUCGACAUCUUUGCCAUCAUGUUCGACAUCACACGGCUGGGGUUUCAAGUACACAAGCUGUGCUCCUUCGUGGAAGACCAAUUUCGAGAUAUUCGACGUGCGGUGGAACCCCAAAGACGUUUGUCGACCAAACGGCUGUUCAAGCCGGUGAAGCAACUCAUGGCCGAGUUGAACCUGCCCGAGGACGGCGACGAUCCCACGAGGUCGACCCGUUUACGGCUUCAGAAGCGCUUCUCACACGCGCGGGUCGUGUGAGGCAGGUGAUCCUGUACCUGGCAUCAUUCCUUGCUUGGUCGACAAGACAGAGGGACCCUCGAUGCGGCAGUCUACAUGCGGCAGGUGACA